CCUAGUGACUUACAACAUAUGUGGGUGAUUUGGAGCUGUUCGGUUUUGCUUUAAGAGAACGAGUACAUAAACAGGAGUUUUUUGGUUUGUCAUAUUAACUCUGGAUAGCACACAAGCAUAGAUAACUCGUGGACGCCUGAAAACAUGAUAGCCUGAUCCACAAAUUUCUCUGAGAGGGACCUGCCCAUUUACUAGCCCCGAAGUUCCAUUUGGAGGCGUCUUCCUUCUAACACAGAAUCUGUGCGACACAGCAGAAGUAAGUUCCAGUAACAGAGCUCUGAAGAGCGAGAGGGGCGGACUGCAGAUCUGUCUAAAAUCUGAUCAUAUCUGAUCACCAUGACAGCUGCUGAUUUAAUCACCCUCUGGGAUUACUGGGAUGAACAAAACAUAACCGCAAUGAACCAGACCUGGACCACUUGUGUAAAUGACUCUGAUUGUUUGACCUGGGAGAUUUUCCACUGUCUGCACAAUUUUUCUAAGAAUGCGAUGCUGCACACUAUAUCUUUCUUUUAUAUCCUGAUUUUUGUCAUUGGUUUGGUGGCCAACAUUGUGGUGGUCUACGUGAACGUGAAGGCAAAGCGAUCAAGAUACGAAACCCACUUCUACAUCCUGAACCUAGCCGUUGCAGACCUGUGUGUGGUCGUCACUCUCCCUUUCUGGGUCACAUCUCUCAUUCAGCAUGGCACCUGGCCAUUUGGGCAAUUUAUGUGCAAAAGUACUCACCUCAUCUUCAGUGUCAAUCUAUUUGGGAGCAUCUUCUUUCUAACGUGCAUGAGUGUGGACAGAUACAUAUCAAUGGUGUGGUUCCGAGAUUCCAUUGACCGUAAGAAAGAUUUGAUCCGUAAGAUUAUCUGCAUGUUUGUUUGGAUUUUCGCCUUUCUCAUAUCUCUUCCAGAUUUCUUCUUCUUGAAAGUGACUUACAGUUAUCAAGAUGAACCCAUUUGCCACUUGGCUUAUCCUGAAGAAAAUUUCAGAGAAUGGAUGGCUGGGAUGGAAAUGAUCUGCAUCAUCAUAGGCUUUAUUAUCCCAUUUACCAUAAUUGCAAUUUUCUACUUUCUACUAGCAACAGCCAUUCCAGUCACAAGUGACCCAGAAAGAAAAAAUAGCCGGAAGAUAAUAUUUGCUUACGUGAUUAUUUUCCUUAUCUGUUGGCUCCCCUAUCACUCAAUUCUAUUUCUUGAUUUUUUGUGGUUUCUAAACCUUUUAUCUUUCAGUUGUCAACUGGAAAAUUUCAUAUACACUGCUUUCCAUGUCACUCAGUGUCUAUCCCUAGUACACUGCUGUGCCAACCCCAUACUUUAUAGCUUCAUCAAUAAAAAUUAUAGAUAUGAUCUCAUGAAAGCUUUCAUUGUCAAAUACUCUGCCAAGUCUGGUAUAACGAGACUUAAGGACACCACAGAAACAGAGUGCUCCAUGUUGGAGGCAGUCGCUUAAUAUAACCUUCACUUUUUUGAGCAGAAGCGUUACAGUCUCAAACAUCUAUUAAACUGCAAUAGCAAGUGCAAUGCUUGAUUAAGUUGUAUAAUUGCUAUUGUAGCCAAAUGUUUAAAUAUUCAAUGGAUUCUGUACAGUAUUUUGGGUGCAAACAUUUUUCUAAUUGGGGGAAUUUGGACUUCCAAGCUUGUAGGAUUUAGCAAAUUGAUGUAGAAUUAAUGAGCCUAUUGUGCACAAAUAUGCCCCAAAACUAAUUACGAUAAGGCCAAAUGAAAAACUUUUUUCAGACAGGCCCAAGGUCAGAUGUCCUAGGGAUAUAGACUAUUGUUUAAAUCUUCUUCUUUGACCAUUUCCUACCUAGCAAUGAGAGAGUUUAUAUCGAGCAUGGUGGUACUACACUGACUUCACAUUUGUAAAUAUUUUCUAAACAACCUGUUCAGUGAUGUUAUUGUACACCUCUGGAGCAGGGGGGACAUGAACCCAGACCUCCUCGUUCAGAGGUAGGAAAACUACCACUGUGCCACAGGAACACCACUAUCAUUAUUUCAGUUAAACCUCACUGUAUAAUUAUUUUGUGACUCUUGUUACUUCAACUGACUGGACAGUUAGUUAGCAAGGCAGAGUUAUGCCAAAAAUGUGGGUUCAAUUCCUGCACCAGCUGAGGUCUUGACCCCACUCUUCACCUACGGUGUGGUGAUCCUCAGGUUAAGUUCACUGCCAGGUCAGCUCUCUCGAUUGAGAGAGCAGUCUUACGGGACUAUGGUAACUAUCACUAUUAUUAUUCUGUUUUUAAAAUUAUGAUAAUGUUCCACUUAAGGCAAAAAAAACGCUGUGGAGAAAAUUUUAAAUGAGUUUAACUAAUGUAAAAAAUCAAUCAUUCUGUACAGAAUUAAAAUAGGGCCUUUUAUGUUGAAACAACACCAGCAUAGAAAAUUACAUCCCAGGUGAAAUUUAAUGAUAAUUCUCACCAUGUCUUUGCAUCUAUGAUUUUCCAUAUUCCUGUGGUGUCAUCUUCCAUUUUGCAGUUAAAAGAGCAGGGAGAUAAUCUGUUCCCAUCAUGCUUCUUGUCGACAGUGUUGUUGCACACAUUAACAUGCGCAUGAUGCAAUAUCCAAUUUGACCUAAGGUGAAAGACUGCCUAUUUCUGGUUCUGAAAUAUUGCUUGUUCCAUUUCCAUGACAGCUCAUGUGCUGUUGGAACCCUCCUUUGUCAUUACCGAACUCAUUUUCCUCAAUGUUCCCCUGGCCAGUCUCUCAUCAUUUGGUACCAUAAAUCUAGAUUCAUUUAAAACCCUGCCUCGAGUUUCCUAUUCCACAUCAAGCACUGUUCAACUCAACCACUAUGCAUAUCUUAUGUGACUGGCCUCCCAGAAUUCCUUAAAUGUAAUCCUGUCAUCAUUGCAGUUCAAUAAUUCCAUGGAAAUGUUCCUGCCUACCGCUUUCACCUAGUCCAGAUCUAGAACUCUACUUGUGUCCUUUUUCGUCUAGUCUCAACUUCUCUGUACUGUUCUACGUUCUAUGUUCUUGUGCUUCCUGCAACCUUUUGCAGAAUCAAUGACGGCAUGCUUUCAGCCAUUAAGGUUGCCUAUCCUAGCGUUCCCUCAGCAAAACCCUCUACUCCGGAGUUCAGCUGGUACUCCUAACAUUUUCUUCUUUGGUUUGGCUUCCUUUUCACCCCUUAAACCUCUUGACAUGUUCAAGGAACCUUUACUUGCUUAAAGUUGAUACAUAAAUGCAAGUUCUGACUGUUGCUGUGAGUAACAUGAACUGUUCAUUUCAAUGGCUUUUUUGGUAACUUACUCAACAACAUUCCUUGGCUGAAAGAGCUUGCUUUCUUACUCGGAAAUUAAUUUUAUUUAUGUCUCCUUGGAGAUGUAAAUAUGUUGCGUAAUGAAUGUUGGCAAUAACCUUAUGCUUCAAUCACCCCUACUGCUAAAGAGGAGAGUACAAGUGGAGAAAAUCAAUGAUUUCAAAAGGAAAUUGCUGUGGACACUUGAAGGAAAUAAACUUGUAGAACUCUGAGGAUACUAUAGAGGAAUAGGACUAACUGGAUUACUAUAGCUGAAUGGUCACCCUCUGUGCAGCUAGGGCUGUAUGAUUCUAGGACUAGGUCAUCUUCAAGUAUGCUCCAAAGCAAAAAAGAAAAACACACCUCCCUAAGGUGUCAGAUGUGGCUGAGAUAAUAGCACCCCCAUUUCAAUGUCAGAAGAUCAUGGAUUCAAGCCACACUUCUGACUCUUGUGCAUGCAGUCUACGUGACACUUCUGUAUAAUAGUGAGGGAGUGCUGCACUGUUAGAGACACUGACAUUCAGAGGAACUGUUAAGCUGAGACUUGGGCUUACCCCUCAAUGGGUGUAAAUUAUCCAUGGUGCUGUUCAAAUAAGAAUUUGGGUUUUUACCUGCUAUUUUGUCUAAAAUCUGUUUUUUCAAGCAGCGUCAUUUAAACAGAUCAUCUGCUCAUUAUUUCAUUACUGUUUUCAGAGCCUUGCUUUGUGCAGAUUGGUUGACAUAUUUUUUACAAUACAACAAUGAUUACACUUCAAAAGUAAUUUGUUGAUUGCAAAGAGUUUUGGAAUGACCUGAGGUUCUGAAACACUGCACAUAAAUGGAAGCCCUGAUUUUCUUAGAGUUUGAUUCCUGACACAUAAAAUAUUGACUCCCAGUUUUGAUUUAUUCCCUAUUGGGAAGGGCCUGGAUUCUGUUUGCUGCACAGUCUUGUACCACAAAGCUGAUACCAAAAGUUCAUAGCUCUUAAUUUUUAUGCACCUGAAUCACUGCACUGACAUAUUUUUGGAAGUGCACAUUGUACAGCACAAAUCUUCCAGCUGCAAUUGUGAAGGAGUUGGAUUAUGUUUUCUGUUAGUGGUGCCAGGUUUUAUUCCAUUAUUUGUCACAUUUGCUGUGCAUAACCAAAAAGCUGAAAACAGUACACUGUAAAGUCUAUUGUACCUUUGCAAGUAGAAUUAUACAUGCCUAAGAUUUGUCUUUCAGUUUAGUAUCUAAUCAAAGGGCUCAUGUGGCUUCAGUUUGGAAAUCUGGACAAACCAGAGUGAACUAAAGGCUAUAACCUUCAGAAGAUUUAUCAUACCUGGAAUAAUGGAUUCUGGGGUAUACACAAGUUGGAAUCCAGACCAAGAUUUCAGAUGUAUUGAAAACACAAUGUAGAUUGCAAAGAGGAACUUUGGUUUUGAGCUGUUCUGUUGAAAACAGCCCAGGUUUUAGCAACCAUGAUAUUCAAUAUAGUUAAUAUGUUAUACUAUACUAUCCAUGUAGCAGUUUAGCAGUUCAUAAUCAAUCUUUGUUUUCAUUAAACAGUAUUGCAGAGAUAAACAGGUUUUCCUGCAAUAAAACAUCUCUGAAUGUAAAGGUAUUAGUCGCACCGAGAAUGUAUCAAUACGUCCGGCUUGCAUUGAUGUUAAAAUGUAUAAACUGUACCAGUCUCAUACAGUAUCACAGUGGUCUUUCAAUAAAUAAUACAAUACAGCAAUUAA
Rhincodon typus (whale shark) is the source of this 4925-nucleotide messenger RNA. RefSeq names its product atypical chemokine receptor 3. Gene Ontology annotation, molecular function: coreceptor activity; G protein-coupled receptor activity; chemokine binding. Lineage: Eukaryota; Metazoa; Chordata; Chondrichthyes; Orectolobiformes; Rhincodontidae. The record is from RefSeq and is a predicted model, not a curated record. Gene Ontology annotation, cellular component: membrane. The transcript has 3 exons. Gene Ontology annotation, biological process: vasculogenesis; G protein-coupled receptor signaling pathway; angiogenesis. Bases 337 to 1434 code for a protein of 365 amino acids.